Ostreobium quekettii is the source of this 729-nucleotide messenger RNA. The record is from the annotation of a GenBank genome assembly. NCBI's taxonomy places the organism in Eukaryota, Viridiplantae, Chlorophyta, Ulvophyceae, Bryopsidales, Ostreobiaceae.
AUGUCCGUUGCAACGUCCACGGAGGUCGACAAGCCGGCGGAACAUGAGCGGGCGAUGACGGUGUCGAUCGACCGCAACAAGCCCAUGUGGGGCCAGGUGGGAAAGCUGGGCGACGACUACUGGGAGUGGGUGCACAAGGCGGAGCCCGGCAGAGUCCGAUUCUUCCGGUGGGGCGCCUUGGAGGUGCUGACGGUGUCCUUGUGGUGGGUGGGCCCUACGUUCUUCCUCCCCAUCAUGGUGGCCGUCCUGUGGAGCGCGUACGCCUCGGGCAUCUCCACGCAGGCGGACAUCGUCUCGGGGCUGUGUCUGGGAUUCGCCCUGUGGCAGGUCCACGAGUACGGUGCGCACAGGUACAUCUUCCACAGAGAGACGAGCAAGCCCACGCUCAUCGCACUCCACUUCAUCUUGCACGGCAGCCACCACAAGUACCCCAUGGACAAGUACCGCUGCGUGUUCCCCGUCGCCCCGGCCGGAGCCCUGGCGGCGCUCUGGUGGGUGGUCCUGUCCUACCUCCUGCCGGGCCAUCUGUCCGCCACCGUCUGGUCGGGUAUGCUCCUGGGCUACCUCUCUUACGACCUGACCCACUACGCCCUGCACCUUAACUACGACUUGCCGAGCGACUUUUUGAGGGUCCUGCGGGCGAGGCACAACGUCCACCACUACAAGGACCCCGACCAAGCCUUUGGAGUCAGCUCGGAAAUUUUCGACGUGCUGUUCAACACAAACUGA